UUCCAGCACUUGAAUACGCAGUUGCUUCGUCCGCAAAGUCAACAAUGGGGGGGACGCCGACAAGAAUAAUUAUCGACAGGCUGAAAAUAAACAAUGUGCCUGUGGAAAGGUGGUAUAUACUGUAGAGGGAAAGAUAAAAAUGGCGUCUCCAAAAACCCCCUGGGGAGACAUUACAGAAGAGGAAUACUACGCCAGGCAAGGCAUAACUGGUACUAAAUUCAGGUUCGAAUCUCCGCGAGGUAUUUCACUUUUCGCACGAACAUGGGCUCCGCUAAAGGGCUCUCCCAGCGCCAUAAUAUGCAUGAUCCACGGCUACGGAAACGACAUCAGCUGGACAUUCCAGAACAACGCCAUUUUCUUCGCGCAAAUGGGCUGUGCAGCCGCAGCCAUCGAUCUCCCUGGUCACGGUCAAUCCGAUGGCCUCAAAGGUUUUGUCCCCAAUGUUGAUCACGUGGUCAACGACUGCAUUGCGUAUUUUGAUUCCAUUUACAGAGACACGAACGUUCCGAAAUUCCUGUUUGGCGAAUCCAUGGGCGCUGCCAUUUGCCUUCUCAUUCAUUUGGCCCAGCCCCAGGCAAACUGGAGCGGCGCGAUUUUGGUGGCGCCCAUGUGUAAAAUCUCCGACAAUGUGAGGCCAUCCUGGCCUGUCGCCACUUUCCUUACUUUUUUAGCCUCGCUUAUGCCCACUCUGCCAAUUGUUCCUACAGAAGAUUUGGUCGAAAAGGCCGUCAAAGUUCCCGAUAAGAGGAUUCUGGGCAGAGGGAAUCCUCACAGUUUCCUUGUUACUUGCCCAGUGUGGAUGGAGCAGGCAGUUUUUAUGAGGCAGUUGAGAGCACAAUCUGGAUGCAGCAUGUUCACCCAUCUAGGGAUUCACCCAGUGGUGAAGUUGUUUUAGAUCACCAUCCGCAUAGAACCUUUAUAAUUCUUGAUGUUGCCGCAUUAAAAUUCAUUGAGGAAAUCUUGGUGGUUGAUGGCUGAACAGUACAGGAGCCCUCUGCGUUCAAGGCUCUGUCGUGGAAGAUUUUAUCAACAAAUUGGGGUAUCAGGACUCUAGAUUCAGAGACUAAGGAAUGGCAAAUCAGUUGCAUUCUGCCUGGUGAGAAUAAUGUUCUCCACUGUGAGAAUUCAGAAGAAGUGGAUGAUCAAAUUGAAUGAUGAGCUCCACUGCAUACAGGUGGAGUUGGCAGAUUUGUGAAGGGAGUUUCUUUCGCUAUUGAGGAAGCACACUGAACUGGCCACUUGCAGGAUUCGGCUCUGUACAUGGAUGGCCAGUGUGUCAUUUCGUGCAAACGCUGGAGAUAUCAAGUUUGGUAAUCCUGCUUGCAGCUUACAAGGAUGGAGUUUUUGGGGCUAAGAGGCGAUACUUUCUUGAGCCAGGGGUCCAAGUGGCAGGCAAAGAGCACAGAUGCUUGAAGAUAUCAAGUUAAUCCUGCUUGCAGUUUCCAAGGAUGGAGUUUCUUGGGCUAAGGGGUGAUCCUUUUUUGAGCCAGGGGUCCAAGUGGCAGCCAAAGAGCACAUGGCUGUGGAUCUGGACCCAUCAGAUUGUUAAUUUGAAUUUUUUCUAGGAUGUUGUUGGUGGAAGUGUUGACAUUGAGGCUGUGAUUGAUUUUCUUAGAAUUUGCCGAAUGCUUAUUAUUUUUUAACUGAAGAUAUUCUUGCCGUUUGCUGCUCUUAAAAUA
This is a messenger RNA of Cryptomeria japonica (Japanese cedar), 1679 nucleotides long. Its product is annotated as caffeoylshikimate esterase. NCBI's taxonomy places the organism in Eukaryota, Viridiplantae, Streptophyta, Pinopsida, Cupressales, Cupressaceae. Gene Ontology annotation, molecular function: lipase activity. The transcript is spliced from 2 exons. The record is from RefSeq and is a predicted model, not a curated record. Gene Ontology annotation, cellular component: membrane. The coding region runs from base 140 to 895 and encodes 251 amino acids.